AUGACAACCGUGCAAUCGUUCGAAGCGACGGAUCUUUUUAAAUUGAAUAACGUCAACUUAGAUAUAUUAACGGAGAACUUUCCAUUGGAAUUCUACUUCGAGUAUCUAAUAUUAUGGCCAGAAUUGUUCUUCAAGAGUGUAGAAACAACAAUUGGGGACACAUCAAAUGACAACAUCUCAGGUUAUAUGAUGGCAAAAACUGAAGGUAAAACCCAUGAAUGGCAUUCUCAUAUUACUGCUGUGACAGUAGCUCCUGAAUUCCGUAGAAUUUCACUCGCUUCCAAAUUGUGUAAUUCACUCGAGGCAAUGACUGAUUCUCCACCGCACGAAGUAAACUUUAUUGACUUGUUUGUGAAAUGUAAUAAUGUUUUGGCCCUCAAUUUAUACGAAAAACUAGGGUAUAGUGUAUAUCGACGAGUAAUUGGUUACUAUAAUUCUCCUGCCGACGGUUAUCCACUAACUUUGAAGAAGACCGAUGAUGACAAGGAUGCCUUUGAUAUGAGGAAAAGUAUGGUCAGGGAUGAAGGACGUAGUAUAAGGAAGAAUGGGAGAAAUGAGAAAUGUUACCCACAUGAAGUCAAAUUUUAG
Molecule: messenger RNA, 588 nt
Organism: Naumovozyma castellii
Lineage: Eukaryota; Fungi; Ascomycota; Saccharomycetes; Saccharomycetales; Saccharomycetaceae
Gene: NAT3
Product: peptide alpha-N-acetyltransferase complex B subunit NAT3
Exons: 1
Coding region: 1-588 (195 amino acids)
Source: RefSeq, a predicted model, not a curated record